Tetrahymena thermophila SB210 is the source of this 2205-nucleotide messenger RNA. RefSeq names its product transmembrane protein, putative. Gene Ontology annotation, molecular function: double-stranded DNA binding. Gene Ontology annotation, cellular component: nucleus. Gene Ontology annotation, biological process: reciprocal meiotic recombination. Lineage: Eukaryota; Ciliophora; Oligohymenophorea; Hymenostomatida; Tetrahymenidae. The record is from RefSeq and is a predicted model, not a curated record. The transcript has a single exon.
AUGUUGGCAAAUUUUGAUUAUUUUGGCAUACCAGUUUAGAUGAGAGUCUCUAAAGAUUUAAAACAUAAGACAAAUUUUGGAGGUUUAGUUACAAUAGCGACUACUAUCGCAAUGUUUGUUUACUCGUACUUCAUUUUAAACCAAUGCUUUUCAUAUUUGAAUCCAAAUAUUGUUAGUUAAGAUUAUGUGACUUCUCAACCAGAUGAUGUUGUUUUUAAUCAAUAACAAUACACUUUUGCUAUGGGCAUAUAAGAUUAAUCCUUAACACACUUUUUAGAUGAGUCUAUUUACUACUUAGAUGUUUAGUUGAUGGAAACCACUAAAUCCUAUAAUGAAACAACCAAUGAAUAUGAUCAAAAUACAGUUACCUAGCCAAUAAAGAUGGAGCGCUGCACAAAAAAUCACUUCUAAGUUUAAGGUGCUUAAAGUUUUUUCGAAACCCUAAACUACACAAAUAUAUACUGUUUACCUCUUGAUUUUUAGCUUAGCUUAGCUGGUUAGUUUGGUGCGAUGAAAUACAAGCGCUUAUACAUUCAGGUUAAGAGUUGCAUACAAAACUGCUCAGAUGAAACUAUUAUUGAACAAAAGCUAAACAAUGUGGCAUUCUAACUUUAUUACGUUAAUUACAUCAUAUCUCCUGCUAAUUUAAAUAAUCCUUUUACUCCAAUUGCUUAAAAUACAUUUUGGCAAUCAGGAUAUUCCUUAUUCAAAAACAUCAACAUAUACUUUAGAAAAAAUACGAUAAGUACAGAUCAAGGACUCAUUACAUAAGACUUCUAAAGUGACUAUCGUAUGAUGUAUAGCUUAGACAGAGAGACGAUUGUAACAAAAACAGAUAACAAAAUGUAUGAGCUGUACAUUGGAUUAGAAAAGAAUAAAUAAUCAGAGUGUAUAAGAACUUACAUGAAAUUGUUAAGUGCUACAUCUUAAAUAGGUGGUAUUUUUAACAUUUUUUUUAUAAUCGGUUCAAUAGUUUGUUUUCCUGUUUAAAAAAUUUCACUCUAUUAUAGGCUUAUUGAUUCUAUAUUUGAUUUUAAAGAAAAAAGAGAAGAGGUUUAAUUUUAAUUUGAAAAAGAUUAUGUUGUUGAAAAUAAAGUUUUAAGUAACACUAAUUAUUUUUCCAAUUCUCAACAUAAAAAAUAUAGAAAGAGUUUUGCGCAUUAAUCAAGAGAUUAAGUUUUUAAUAAACCUCUGAAAAAUAAUCAGAACUAAACAAAUUUUAUUUCCCUUGAAAAUUCUUAAAAGCAAAAUAUAUUUUAAAAUAUUCCAAAAAAAUCAGAUUCUUCAUCUAAAUUGCCUCAUAAAUACCUAGUAGAUAAUGUUAGCGAAGAAAAUAUUCAAGAAAAUAAAACAAAUUUGAAAUCAUAAAAAUAAAGUUAGAACGAUUAAAGCAGUAAAUAAAUUUAGAAUACUAAAUUGAUUUCAAAAAUUGGCGACUUACUUUCUUUUAUAUUUUAAAAAUCAAAAAAUAUUAAAUUUAACAUUUCAAAAAUGAUGAAAUCUUAAAUAAAAUACAAAACGAAUUUUAAACCUGAAUAUUAAAUGAUAGACUAUAGUAUUUAAUAUCUAUAACAAUAUCUUGACAUAAGAAACAUCAUGAAAAAACUCUAGGAUAUUGAAAAACUCAAAUACUUACUUCUUGAUGAAAAUUAAAUUAAACUUUUUGAAAGCAUUUCUAAGCCUACUCUGUAUCUUGAAGAUUUUAAAAAUUAGAUUAAUGAACUGAAUGCUAAUAAAAGAAAACAAAUUCCUGAUACUGCAACUGAAGGAAGUUUUUUUUAAUAAUAAAGAAAUAAUAAUGUUAAAAAUUAAUAGCCCUUUUACUCUAUUAUAUAAAUAUAAUAAAAAGAUGAAAACUAAAUGGCAAAAGAAACAGAGUAGGCUUUUAAAGAAGUUUAUUAAGAUAAGCAAUCUAUAUCUCUUAUAGAUAAAAAACUAUUAAAAAUGCUAAUCCCUGGGCUAAUAGAAUCUAAUGAGAAUGAGGACCUUAACAAAUCAAUAAUUGAUAAAAACAUAACCUAAUAACCCUUAACUCUAAUAACCUCUCCUGCAAACAAUAAUAGUGGAGAAAAUUAUUAAAAAUUUCUUUUUAGUGAUGAAAUCAAAAGCUAAUAAAUUCCUAAAAAUUUAAGACUUAAUAAUUCUAAUUAAGAUUCCUCUGCAAUACAGAGUAUUUUUUCACCAAAAAUGUACUAUGAAGAGUGA